Cotesia glomerata is the source of this 934-nucleotide messenger RNA. RefSeq lists its product as uncharacterized. The coding region runs from base 1 to 789 and encodes 262 amino acids. The record is from RefSeq and is a predicted model, not a curated record. Lineage: Eukaryota; Metazoa; Arthropoda; Insecta; Hymenoptera; Braconidae. The transcript has 3 exons.
AUGCAUAAAAUUUCAAGAAAACAGUUAACCGUUGGAGCUCGUAGAAAAGAUAGACCGAGAAAAAGGAGACAGUCCUUUAAUCCUAAAGAUCCGGAAACUGAUGAUAGUUCCUUCACGAGCACCUCAGCAAAAAAAUUAAAAGGUGAUGAUAAAGAGCACGUGCCAGAAGAGGAUACACUCCAAUAUUCAAUCAUAGAUUUUGCCUUGGUUUUCUCAACUCUCUCAUCGUUUGUGCGGUGUUCUAACAUUAUUGACGAUGAAGAUAAAGAUCAAUUGUGUAAUGUCUACAUACGAUUUUAUAUUGAUAAAAUACAUGAGUGUAUUGAGACAGUUACUCAGACUCUAUUCUCAUCUGCUGCUGAAGAAGAAAAACAAUUUACAAAUAUUGAAAACGAUUUACAAGAUACGACAGAUGUGAGUGUUUCCGGUGACGGUACCAACGGUAACAACGAGAGCUUCAACCAGUUGAUCUGGAAAAUUACUCCAAAAAUACUUCCUGCUGGUUCAAAGAUUGUUAAUAUUGCGGCAUUGGUCGCUGCUUGUAUCUUCAAUGAAGGAACAUCAGCUUUAUUAUUGAUUAUGCACGGUAUGGAUUUAAAAUUAGGCCGAAACUCCCACGAAUAUGCCCGAAUUUCGGAUGAAAACCGUGUAUGCGCAGCCGAAAAAAAAUCUGCGAGCGAGACUCGCGAAGCCAGAAUCCGUCAUCGACAGGAGCAAAAGGAUGCCCUGGACAUUGCAACUGCUGCAGGAUCUUUACUUUAUGGCCCAGGAAUCGACGAUUCACUAUGAUUUUGUCAGGAGUUAUGCUGACAACGCAGACGCACCUUUUUUCCGAGGGGUCACCGGAAAUGACGUCACAAUGGAGGAGUUUUAAUUUUUUUUUUUUUGAAAAUUUUAGAAAUUAUUCUUUAAAUAUGUAUCUAUAAGACAGAAA